GAGGCCUGAUCCGGGCGGGUGAGGCCGGGAGCGGAGACUGGUUGAAGCCGUGAGGAGGAGGCGCUGUGACCCCCCCCCCCCCCCCCGCUGUGGGCAGACACUGAGCCCCGGUCUGGGCUACACUGUAGCUGUGAGGGGGAGAGGCGCUGCGCUGCUCCACUGUCCUAACGCCUUCUGUUGGGCACUUCUUGAUGCCCAGUGGUUUGGAGACGGUAGAGAAUGGCGGCAGAUGCAGCAAGAGUGGCUCGGAUAGUGAACGAGGCGGUGGAGGAAGGCAGCAGCUCCCUUGAUCUGGGGAACUGCAAAUUAAAUAUCUUUCCGGUGGCUCUGUUUAAAGUCAUGAGGAACAUAAAAGAGAAUAUCCACUAUAUUUCCCUGGCAAACAAUGAGAUGAAGUCUGUCACGAGUGAAUUCAUCUCCAACUUCAAACAGUUACGAGAGUUAAACCUGGAGGGUAACUCCCUGAAGCAGCUCCCUGAUGCAGUGAUGUCUUUGAUGCACUUGACGGCCAUUAAUCUGGCGAGGAAUAAGUUCUCCGUCUUCCCAGAGCAGCUCACGGAGGUGAAGACACUAGAGAACAUCAACCUGGAGGAGAAUCAGAUCGUGGAGGUGCCUGUGGAGAAGAUUAGGUCUUUGCCAUCCCUGAAGAUCCUCAACCUGAAGUCUAACCCUUUGAGCACAGAGGCCUUAGCCAUGUGUCAUUCAGACUCUCAACAUCAUAUCCUGACAGUCACAGAUCAAAAAGCACAAUAAUAAUCCUUGCAUUUGAUAUAGCUCCUUAUCACAUCUU
Messenger RNA from Callorhinchus milii (elephant shark), 790 nucleotides. It is a transcript of the gene lrrc20, whose product is annotated as leucine rich repeat containing 20. NCBI's taxonomy places the organism in Eukaryota, Metazoa, Chordata, Chondrichthyes, Chimaeriformes, Callorhinchidae. The record is from RefSeq and is a predicted model, not a curated record. Gene Ontology annotation, molecular function: protein binding. The transcript is spliced from 5 exons. The coding region runs from base 220 to 753 and encodes 177 amino acids.